Molecule: messenger RNA, 2374 nt
Organism: Esox lucius (northern pike)
Lineage: Eukaryota; Metazoa; Chordata; Actinopteri; Esociformes; Esocidae
Gene: ehd2a
Product: EH-domain containing 2a
Exons: 6
Coding region: 180-1781 (533 amino acids)
Biological process (GO): endocytosis; endosomal transport
Cellular component (GO): cytoplasm; plasma membrane
Molecular function (GO): protein binding; GTP binding; calcium ion binding
Source: RefSeq, a predicted model, not a curated record
AACACUGUUCUGUUCACAAUUUCCAGCUUGUUCUUUGCAAUCAGUACUUUUCAGUCAGAUAAAGUAAAAAACUAAAAGUAUUUUUGCAUAAUUCUACAGACAUUUAAAAGACUCAGCAAUAUUUCAAGGACAGUUCUUUUUUUCUACAGGAAACUACUAUCAUAUCUAGUGGGGAGUUGAUGGACAAACACUCAAAAAUGCUGGAGGAUGUCAAUCGAGUCACAAAAGAGCUCAAGUAUCUGUACUUUAAGAAGCUCCUACCUAUAGAGAAGCAAUAUGGCUUCCAUCAUUUCCACUCUCCCAGCUUAGAAGAUUCGGAUUUUGACAACAAACCAAUGGUGCUUGUGAUGGGUCAAUACUCGACAGGGAAGACUACUUUUAUCAGAUAUCUCCUUGAUCAAGACUUUCCUGGGAGCCGUAUUGGUCCAGAGCCAACCACAGACAGCUUCACUGCCAUCAUGCAUGGGGAGGUAGAAGGACUGAUCCCAGGGAAUGCUCUGUCAGUAGACCCCAGAAUGCCCUUUCGCCACCUCAACUCUUUCGGAAACACUUUCCUGAAUAGGUUCCAAUGUGCCCAGCUUCCAAAUCAGGUUCUGGAGAGUAUCAGCAUUAUUGACACACCAGGAAUUUUAACUUCCGCCAGGAGGAGAAUGAGUCGAGGAUAUGAUUUGCCAGCAGUGCUGCACUGGUUUGCAGAACGUUCAGACCGCAUCAUCCUUCUGUUUGAUGCUCAUAAACUGGAAUUCUCUGAUGAGCUCACCCGGGCCUUCGGAGCUCUGCGUGGCUGUGAAGACAAGUUGCGUGUGGUGCUGAAUAAAGCAGACAGGGUUGACUCCCAACAGCUGAUGCGAGUGUAUGGUGCACUCAUGUGGUCUCUGGGGAAGGUCUUUCAAACCCCUGAGAUACUACGAAUUUACAUUGGCUCUCUCUGGUCACAGCCACGUCUGACGUCUGACCACCGUCAACUGCUGGAGCUUGAAGAGCUUGAUCUUUUAGCAGACUUGCGGAACCUGCCUCACAAUGCUGCAGUACAGAAACUCAAUGACAUUGUUAAGAGGGCACGCCUUGUUAGGGCCCAUGCACAUAUCAUCAGCCAUCUGAAGCAAGAGAUGCCAACCAUUUUCUGUAAGGAGAGCAAGAAACAUAACCUGAUCUACGAGCUUCCUCUCAUCUUCUCCAAGAUCCAACAGCAGCAGCUAGUUCCAGCUGGUGACUUCCCAGACUGUGCCAAGAUGCAGGAACGACUUAUAGGUCAAGAUUUCACAAAGUUCAAGACUCUCAAGCCAAGCCUAAUGGCUACCUUGGACAAGUUACUGUCCACUGACAUUGCUAAACUGAUGCCUUUACUACAUCAAAAGGAACUGAAGAAGGCUACUCUGCCAGGGAUCCCAGAUGGAGCUUUCAUGGAAAUCAACAAGGGGCAUUCCUUUGAGCAAGUUACACAGAGUAGGGACAGUGGUGAAAUACAGGGUGAUGACUGGGUAGUAGCAAAAGAUAAACCAAAAUAUGAUGAGAUAUUUUACAAUCUAUGUCCACAUGAGGGUAAACUAAGCAGCACUAAGGCCAAAGAGUGGAUGGUCAGCACUCACUUGCCAAAUUCGGUACUUGGCCAUAUCUGGAAGCUGUCUGACGUGGAUGGUGAUGGGCUGCUGGAUGAUGAGGAGUUUGCCCUAGCCUUCCACCUCAUUGAGGGAAAGCUGGAGGGCUAUGGUCUCCCUGGACAGCUGCCUGCCCACCUGGUGCCACCUUCCAAACGUUUGCAAAAAGGGUUAGAUUGUUAGGAUUAUCCUACAUUUUUUAUUUUAUAUUCUUUAAAUCAGCAUAUGUCUGGUAUGUCCUCCUCUCUCUCUUAAGAAUAGUUUUUUCCAUUAUUGUUUCUUAUGCAGUCAUUUUGAAAGAUGCCAUUUAAAAUAACUGGAAAGCACAAUCAUUAUUUUAAUUUAACCGUUAUUUAAACAAGGCUAGUCAACUAACCAAUGCAGGGUUUUCCCAUUAUUUCCGAUCUCUACUAAGCUCACAUAUAUAUGUACUUAACAAUAUUCAUAAUAUGAAAUAUUUCUUCAUUUCAAUUUUAAAACCCAUGCAGUUAUUACAAAACUGCAAUACAAACAGAUUUCUAAAAUGUAUAAAUGUUUUAUAUCAUAAUCUAUCAAGGUAUUCAAAGGUCUUCCCUAAAUCUGAGAGAUUAAGAAAAAUGAAUUUUCUCCAGACCUGUAUUUAAUAAUGUACUUAUACUUUUGGACUCCGAAUAUUCUAGACUCGCUGAACUAGUUCAGCAUCCUCAGACAUCGCAAGAUCGUUUUAUAAUUGUGUGACAACAACGAUGACGUAGUCGGGAGGUCGAAUUUCCCAGCCAAACCAUUUGCUAGCUUGU